AUGGUGAACACGAGGAGAUCCCAGCCGCAGAGGAGCGACCCGUUCAUCUCCUCCAGGACUCGGGCUUCAUCCAGAGGGAAAGAGGAGCAUAAGGAGCCCAGUAGUGACAUGAGCGCUCCCAGCAGCCCGCGUCGCCCUCCGCAGAAGAGGAUGCGGCGGCAGAAUGCUUCAGAGCCCAGUUCAAGUGACACCUCUCCACCUCCUCAGAGCAAGGGCCAGAGGGUGAGCUGGAGCAUCCCCACGCAUAGGACCAGGUUGUCCUCGCGUGGAGUGCAGAAUGGACGUGCCUACAUGAGUCUCCGUAGCAGUGACCGUGUGAAGGUGGACCACUCUCACAUGAAUGGCCAUGUGGAGCUGAAGAGGAGCGGCAGAGUGAAGAAGAGCCAGUUCGAACAUCUCAACCAGAGCCUUCUGUUCGACCAGCUGGUCAACAGCACUGCAGAAGCUGUCCUCCAGGAAAUGGACAACAUCAGCAACAUCAGGCAAAGUCGUGAGGUGGAACAACUUCGCAUGUGGAAUGGCGACACUGAGGAGGAGAACAUGGACAUGUAUUCGCGGGUGAAACGCAGGAAGUCGAUGCGCCGGAGUACGUACGUGCCAGCCCACCACAAAUCCAUGAGCAAAGCAAACCAAGAAGGGGAGGAUGAUGACGACGAUGGAUCUGAAGAGUCCCAUGAGGAAGUGGAGGGAGACGCAGAGGAUGACGAUGAAGACGAUGAAGGAGAUGAUGUCGAGGAACCCGGAGAAGAGAACGACCGUCCGUACAAUUUGAGACAGCGCAAAACUGUGCAGAGAUACCAGGCACCACCCAUCGUGCCAGCCAACCGCAAACAAAGCAAUCCUUCACUUUUUGAUACUCACCGAUCUCCAGCAAGAAUAAGCCAUAUAAGGGUGAAGAAACACGCCAUUCACAGUAGUGACACCACGUCCUCAUCUGACGAGGAGCGCUUCGAGAGGAGGAAGAGCAAGAGCAUGACUCGAGCCAGGAACAGGUGUUUGCCUAUGAACUUGACUGCAGGAGAUUUGGCUUGUGGGGUCCUCCGAGAUCGAGCAAAGGUUGGGGCCAGUUUGGCGGAUGUAGACCCCAUGAACCUUGAUAACAAGGUGAAGUUUGACAGUGUGGGUGGUCUCAGAGACCACAUUCAGUCACUAAAGGAGAUGGUGGUGUUCCCACUGCUUUACCCAGAAGUCUUUGAGAAGUUCAAAAUUCAGCCGCCAAGAGGCUGCUUGUUCUACGGCCCUCCAGGCACAGGAAAAACCCUGGUAGCUCGAGCACUUGCCAAUGAGUGCAGCCAGGGCGACAGGAAGGUUUCUUUUUUCAUGAGGAAAGGAGCAGACUGUCUCAGCAAGUGGGUUGGCGAGUCUGAGCGCCAACUACGGUUACUGUUUGAUCAGGCUUAUCUGAUGCGGCCAUCUAUUAUAUUUUUUGACGAAAUUGAUGGUUUGGCUCCGGUGCGUUCAAGCCGACAAGACCAGAUUCACAGCUCUAUAGUGUCCACGCUCCUGGCUUUGAUGGAUGGCCUGGACAGCCGGGGGGAGAUAGUGGUCAUCGGUGCUACAAACAGACUUGACUCUAUCGACCCAGCGCUCAGGAGGCCCGGACGCUUCGAUCGCGAGUUCCUCUUUAACCUGCCCGACAAAAAGGCUUAUCUGAUGCGGCCAUCUAUUAUAUUUUUUGACGAAAUUGAUGGUUUGGCUCCGGUGCGUUCAAGCCGACAAGACCAGAUUCACAGCUCUAUAGUGUCCACGCUCCUGGCUUUGAUGGAUGGCCUGGACAGCCGGGGGGAGAUAGUGGUCAUCGGUGCUACAAACAGACUUGACUCUAUCGACCCAGCGCUCAGGAGGCCCGGACGCUUCGAUCGCGAGUUCCUCUUUAACCUGCCCGACAAAAAGGCACGAAAGCACAUUUUACAGAUUCACACGAGGGACUGGAAUCCCAAACUCUCUGAGCCAUUUGUAGAUGAACUCGCAGAAAAAUGUGUCGGCUACUGUGGCGCUGACAUCAAAGCACUUUGCACUGAAGCCACACUCGUGGCUCUGCGACGCCGAUAUCCACAGAUUUACGGCAGCAGCGUCAAACUGCAGCUGGACGUGUCCUCCAUCGUGCUGGCAGCGGGAGACUUCAGCCGAGCCAUGAGAAACAUCGUGCCGGCCUCUCAACGCGCUGUGGCUCCUGCAGGACGGGCUCUGUCUCAUGCCCUGCGCCCCCUGCUGGCCAACGCCUUCUCUCUGGUGCUCCACUCUCUGCUCCGAGUCUUCCCCCACGCCCAGCCUGACAGGGACAACACACACGGCGGUGACAAUCAUCCGUUUGAAGAGGACUUGUUCAGUGAUGAAGACGAUGCAGAAGGCUCCGGUUCAAUUUACGACCUCCGCUCUGCUCCAAACAACCCACUCUCGCCCUCUGCAACGCACAGACCCUUUAUCCACUUUUCUAACUCUGCACUCCAGCGGCCCACAUCGUACCGGCCUCGGCUACUACUCACGGGGCCCUCAGAUUCAGGACAGAGCUCCCACUUGGCCCCUGCUCUGCUCCACCAUCUGGACAAGUUGCCCGUGCACCGGCUGGACCUGCCCACCCUCUACUCCGUCAGCACCAAGACACCCGAGGAGUCCUGUGCCCAGGUCUUCCGCGAGGCACGCCGGAGUGUGCCCAGUGUGGUCUUCAUGCCUCACAUCUCUGAGUGGUGGGAAACCGUCAGUGACACUGUGAGGAGCACUUUCCUGUCUCUGCUGCAGGACGUGCCCUCGUUCUGCCCCGUCCUGGUGCUGGCCACCGCCAACACGCACUACUCCCAGCUGUCUGCAGAGGUGCAGAGCAUGUUCCAGCAAACCUAUGGAGAGGUCGUGACGCUCGGACCACCAGGAGAGGAGGACAGGAGGAAGUUUUUCUCUGACCUUUUGCUGGUGCAGGCUGCCCGGGCCCCCCCACGCCUGCGGAUCCGAGAGCGCUGUGAGGAGGUUCUGCCUGUAGCCCCAGCGCCGGGCCCCAGGGAGCUGUCUGUGGAGGAGCUGCGGCGUCUGUUUGAGCAGGAGGAAAACACGCUGCGUGAGCUCCGGCUUUUUCUCAGGGAUGUGACCAAGCGCCUGGCAAUCGACAAGAGAUUCAACAUCUUCAGCAAACCCGUCGACAUUGAGGAGGUGUCAGACUACCUGGAGGUGAUACGGCAGCCCAUGGACCUCUCCACCGUCAUGACCAAGAUCGAUAAACAUCAGUAUCUGACGGUGAAGGAUUUUCUCCGAGACGUGGACCUCAUCUGCAGCAACGCUUUGGAGUACAACCCCGACAAAGAUCCAAGUGACAAGGUGAUAAGGCAUCGGGCGAGCAGCCUAAAGGACACGGCUCACGCUAUUUUUGCUGCAGAACUGGAUCCCGAGUUCGACCGCAUGUGCGAGGAGAUUAAAGAGGCGCGGAGGAAAAGAGACUUCCAGACGCCGGCCGAGCCUACUCCAGCCUUUGGCGCCGUGGCAACCAGGAAGCAACCCCCAUCGGGAGAAGAGUCAGCCAAGGGCAGCACUCAGGGCGAGGCCACCUACAAGCAGGCCAUCCCCAAUCACAUAAAACGCAAGAUGCGACGGAGGUCAGCUUGGGGCCGAGGCAUCAUCCGCAAACGGAAAUACUCCAAGAGCAAAGACCAGGAUACGGAUGGCGAGGAGGAAGAAGAAGAGGAGGAUGAAGAGUCUUCUUGUGAAACUAUGGGCCCCCAAACCAAUGGACAUUUACCACACCUCCACUCCACAGAAGAAGAGAGCUCCAACGAACCGCCAGAGCAAGACAUGGCAGCCAAAGAUGAAUCUGAAAAGGUCACUCAUUGUCCUGACGGUGAAGCCAAAAACGAAAGUGAUAAACAGCCUUCAAUAGAAUUAUCAGAAUCUUCAGGGACAGAACCACCACCCAAGCACAUAGAUUGUUUGCUGGAGUCGCAAGUAGUAGUAGAAUGUGUCAAUGGGAACGAGUCCAUGGACAGCUUGGAUUCACAUAGCCUCCCCAGCAGCAACGACACAGGGACUGCUUUGGACAAUGGCCCCUCUAAAACUAAACUGGAUGAGCACAAAGAAACAUCUCCGAACAGCCUAUCAACUCAAGAGGUACCCCAGAAAGAAGAGCCAGCCACUGUGGAAAGCCCUGGCACAGUGGAAAGGGAAGACAUAGUGGAAAGGCCAGCUCCAGUGGAAAGGCCAGCUCCAGUGGAUAGGCCAGCUCCAGUGGAUAGGCUAGCUCCAGUGGAUACGGAAGACACCCUGGAGAAGGUAGAAGAUGAUACGUAUGAAGAAGAUUGUUCCAAAGCAGAGACAUGCCAGGGGAGCCAGUCUGAGCAGUUAAAGACCUCUGAAGACGUGGUCGAAAAGGAGUGUCCACCUGUUCCUGUCCAGCCACCUCUUAUCAUUGAUCACCAGCGAUUAUUGGUCUUACUGGAUCUGGCGGUGACAAAGAGCCAAGGCUUCAGCGUGGAUCAGCUCGAGAGGCUUUACUCGGUACUCGGUCAAUGUAUCUACCUGCACCGCCACCACUACGACAAGACCCAGCUACUGGAGGACUUGGAGAUCCGAAUCCAGCAUUUUGAUACAUUCCUGUGA
Molecule: messenger RNA, 4578 nt
Organism: Knipowitschia caucasica
Lineage: Eukaryota; Metazoa; Chordata; Actinopteri; Gobiiformes; Gobiidae
Source: the annotation of a GenBank genome assembly